Molecule: messenger RNA, 1240 nt
Organism: Gossypium arboreum
Lineage: Eukaryota; Viridiplantae; Streptophyta; Magnoliopsida; Malvales; Malvaceae
Biological process (GO): defense response
Source: RefSeq, a predicted model, not a curated record
CAACGUGGCCCAGCCCUACCAACCAGCACAAGUCAAUGUUUUCUCCAGUUUUCUCGCAUGCAUUUUUCAUAUUUUACUCAAAAGAAUCAGAAUCUCCCACACUUGCAAAUCAUCAAACUUUGUCCUAAUUCCUUUUCAUCUUUUCUUCGUCGGAGUUUUUUGCCGGCAAGACCCUUCCCUUCAAAGGUGCCUUUCUUGGUAAUCUCGCACGUUCUUUCUUUUCUCGAUCAAUUUCUAAGUUAAGAAAGAAAGAAAGAAGGCUUAGAUGGAGAAAAUUUAUGUGCUGGAAAUAACCUUAAUUUCUGCGCAAGGACUUAAGGAACGACUGGGUACGAAUACGAGUCACCAAAUGAAAACUUACGCCCUUGCUUGGAACGAUUCCUCCUUCAAGCUCCGCACUUGUAUUGACCGUGACGGCAACGAAAACCCAACCUGGAAAGAUCAAUUCCCUUUUAAGGUUUCAUCGGAUUUCCUUUCCCAUGAAACCUCCGGCGUUUCUAUUGAAAUCUUUGCCGUUGGUUUCCUCCGACACCCUGUUGGGACCAUUCGGUUGCUAGUCAGUGACUUUCUUCGCUCCGGUUCUGCCUUCAAUGCUGUAAUGAUCCGUCGACCUUCUGGUAGGAUCCAGGGGGUUCUCAACUUUGACAUGGCGGUUUUUGACGGUGCCGAUGUCCCAGCCUUCAACGGCGUCUCAGCCAUCAGUUUCCGUGAUCUUAUAGGAGGGAAAGUUCGUCCAAUGACACCUCAAAAUCUAAACUCUCUAAUCAUGAGAAUUCGUUUCGUGGUUCUGAUGAUAAAUCGGAGACAAUGAUUCGACGACUUCGUCAUUAUCGCCAGCAUCGACGGCUUCGAGGGAGUGGGAUGGGAUAAUUCAGGGAGUAAAGAAAAGUAAUCACAUGAAAUCUUCAGCCUCCUGUGGAAAGUUGUAUUGCGAAAUGGAGACGCCUAGUAAGGCCGAUAGACUCAGCCCCUUCAUUUUCAAUCGAGCGGAAAGCUUUAAUGAAGGGAAAUUGGUGAACGUACGAUCAAUAUUAGCUUUAGAAGAUUGAGGAAACAAAGACCCAAUCUUUGCAUGUUUGAUUUGCAAUGUUUCAGAAGUGUCCUCGCCCGUGUUUGCAAGAGCAAAGACUAAUUAUUUUCUUGUAUUCAAAUUGAUAAUAAUUUUUUUACUUGUAUUCAAAUUAUUUUCUUGAUUGUUAUUUGUCAAUUACGACCACUGGAAAAAGUGCAUAAUUUCUCA